Molecule: messenger RNA, 1254 nt
Organism: Coccinella septempunctata (seven-spotted ladybird)
Lineage: Eukaryota; Metazoa; Arthropoda; Insecta; Coleoptera; Coccinellidae
Product: putative cystathionine gamma-lyase 2
Exons: 1
Coding region: 35-1210 (391 amino acids)
Biological process (GO): transsulfuration
Cellular component (GO): cytoplasm
Molecular function (GO): cystathionine gamma-lyase activity; pyridoxal phosphate binding
Source: RefSeq, a predicted model, not a curated record
CGUUUUUGAGUAAAAGUGCAAAUAGUUUAAAGUAAUGUCCAACAACAAUGGUUUUCUCCCCUUACCUAAAGGACUAUCAACAAUUGCCAUCCACGAAGGCCAAGACCCUGAUAAGAGGACCAACAGAGAAGUGGUGAUUCCAAUUUCCAUGACAACAACCUACAAGCAAGAAGCCCCGGGAAACUACAAAGAAUACGAAUACAUCAGACAUGGGAAUCCUACAAGAGACGCAUUGGAAAAAAUAAUAGCUAAGAUGGAAUGCGCAAAGCACGCAGCUUGUUUUAGUUCUGGCCUAGGCGCCAUAAGCUCACUUUUAACUUUGCUCAAACAUGGUGAUCAUUUCGUUUGUAUCGAAGACAUCUACGGUGGAACCAACAGAUUGUUUCUAGAAAUAGCCAGCAAUUUUGGGAUCGAGGUAACGUUUGCCGAAAACAACGUAGAUGCCUUUGAAAAGUGUAUAAGACCAAGCACUAAGAUGAUUUUUGUGGAAAGUCCCACUAAUCCAACACUUCAAGUUGUUGACCUAGAAGAGAUGGGAAAACUCGCUAAAAGACGAAAUUUGAUGUUCGUUGUAGAUAACACUUUCUUAACGCCGUUUUUCCAGAGACCAAUAUCAUUUGGAGCCGAUGUUGUGGUGCAUUCUUUGUCGAAGUACAUGAACGGACAUUCCGAUGUUUGUAUGGGUGCGCUGGUCACCAACGACGAUAAACUGGGUGAAAAAUUUCAUUUUUUCCAGAAGGCUAUUGGCGCAGUACCUUCGCCGUUUGACUGCUAUCAAAUAAUCAGGAGCUUGAAAACGCUGCCGUUGAGGAUGAAACAGCAUUUCAAGAACGGUCUUGCUGUAGCGGAAUACCUGGAGAAACAUCCUAAAAUAGAAAAAGUCAUGCAUCCAGCUCUACCCAGCCAUCCUCAGCAUGAGCUUGCCAAGAGGCAAUCUAGUGGUCAUAGCGGUAUAUUAUCCUUUUACUUAAAAGGCGACAUGGGGGCAUCCACGAAAUUCCUGAAUUCCCUGAAAUACUUCACCUUGGCCCCAAGCCUAGGAGGCGCUGAAAGUUUGGCAGCACUGAAUGUUCUGAUGACUCAUUCUUGGGUACCUGAGCAGCAGAGGAAGAAGCUGGGUAUCACGGACAAUUUGAUACGACUGUCAGUUGGACUGGAGGACGAAGAAGAUCUGAUUGCUGAUCUUGAGCAAGCUCUGAACAAUGUUUGAGAUGUUGAAAUUUUGACCCUCUAGAAAUAAAUAUUCUUGGUUGA